AUGGAUUGUCCACAUGAUUUCUAUUCAUUGUGUAGUAUGGUUGUACAGGAUUUAAUAGGCUCUGAUGAUUCCAACCCCACCGAGUCGCCUUUACUGAGCGGUGGUCCCCAUGCUGACACUGACCAAGACGAGCUGGGUAAUGUAACAAGGGUAUUGGGCUCUGUGGAUUCCGAUCCGAGUGUGUCUCCUUUACGUUGCAAUAGUACCCAUGCUGGUACUGACUAUGAUGGGCUACACAGUGCGGGAUCUGAUGACUCCAACCUUAGUGACUCACUUUUACCGAGCAGUGGUCCUCGCAAUGGCACCGACUAUGACGAACCGGGCAAUCUGGCAAGUGAAGUGGGCCCUUCUGUUUCAAAUCCUAGUGAGUAUCUAGCGAUUGACAUUGCGCAGGAUGAACAUAAUGAUUUUGGCCAGCCACAUCACAGGACAAGGGUAACUGCCUUAGGGUUGACCUUUAUGCUCGUUGGUUUGAGCCUAGAAAUGUUGUCAGCCGGUUUCGAUCAGGUUUCCUCCGCAAGUACGCCUCUCUAUGCACUAAUCAGUUUGCUGUUGGCCAUUGUGGCCGUACUUACUUGCAUCCUGGAGCUCAUUCACAAUGGUAUAAAGGACAAAGAUGCGUCUCCGAAUAGACCUGGUUUUGGUAUGUUGCCUGACAUUUUUGGAUUGGGACUUGCCGUGAUUCAAUGUGUUUGCUCGGCAGUGCAGUAUUAUUUCCUCCAUCAUCGUGAGAAUAAUCCAAUGAAACUGUCCCCUGUGCCUCUCUUUUUCUUCGCCUGCUUUCUUGUGAUUUAUUCUGUUUGGCUUUUAGCUGCGCCUAAGGUUAUAGCAGCAACAGUAGCAAGUGAUCCAACUAAGUAUUCUGAAGCAUUUCUCGGUAAACCAAAUGAAGAGUAUUGUGCUUGGAUUCUUGACUCUGAGAAGUGGGGAGGUGCCAUAGAGCUUUCAAUAUUAGCAGAUUAUUAUGGGCGUGAAAUUGCAGCAUAUGAUAUUCAAACUACACGUUGUGAUUUGUAUGGUCAGGAGAAGAAGUAUUCCGAAAGGGCUCUGCUGAUCUAUGAUGGGCUUCAUUACGAUGCUUUAGCUAUGUCACCCUUUGAGGGAGCUCCAGAGGAGUUUGAUCAGACUAUAUUUGCAGUUAGGGACAGUACCAUUGGGCCAGUUGAGGGGCUCGCUCUUAAUCUUGUGAAAGAGCAACAAAGUAAAAGGAGAUACACCGACACUGCCAACUUCACUUUGCGCUGUGGGGUGUGCCAACUUGGACUAGUUGGCCAGACGGAGGCUGUGGAGCAUGCACGAGCGACAGGGCAUGUCAACUUUCAAGAAUACAGAUAA
Messenger RNA from Prunus armeniaca (apricot), 1335 nucleotides. NCBI's taxonomy places the organism in Eukaryota, Viridiplantae, Streptophyta, Magnoliopsida, Rosales, Rosaceae. The record is from the annotation of a GenBank genome assembly.